Messenger RNA from Aspergillus tubingensis, 1239 nucleotides. Its product is annotated as FAD-dependent oxidoreductase. The transcript is spliced from 4 exons. The coding region runs from base 1 to 1239 and encodes 412 amino acids. NCBI's taxonomy places the organism in Eukaryota, Fungi, Ascomycota, Eurotiomycetes, Eurotiales, Aspergillaceae. Gene Ontology annotation, molecular function: FAD binding. The record is from RefSeq and is a predicted model, not a curated record.
AUGCGUGAGAUACAAGAAGAGUCAGUUUCGACCUACCGCAUUGACUCUCCACCCCCAAGUCAUACUUCUUCUCCCACUUCAUCACCCCUUCCAUCCUCUCCCCUACAUCCUCGACACGGCAUCAUUCAACAUCAAUCAGACCACACCAGGCCCCUCCACCCCCGUCCCUUCCGUGUCAUAAUUAUCGGCGGCUCAAUAGCGGGCCUCACUCUCGCGAAUUGCCUCGCCGCUGCCGGAAUCGAGUAUCUGGUUCUCGAAAAGCAUCAGUCGAUAAAUGCGCCCCUCGGCGGACUUAUUGGCAUAGCUCCUACGGGAGCGCGUAUCCUCGACCAGCUGGGUAUAUAUGAUGCUGUGAAGGAUAUUGGGCAGGAAAUCACAGUGCUCCGAACGGGGUUUCCAGAUGGUAGUGGCUUCAAUCAGACAUGGGUCGCGGAGUUUGAGAAAAGAUAUGGGUAUGGCAUUAGUGUUACAUCUCGCCAGCAGUUACUUGAGGUUCUCUAUACUGCACUCGGCCCAAGCGCGUCAGAAACGGUGCAUCUUGGGAAGGAGGUAACGAACAUUCAUCACGAGGGCUCCGGCGUCAAAGUACUUACCCGUGACGGGAUGACUUACUUCGGAGACUUGGUGGCCGGUGCAGACGGUGUGCAUAGUAUCGCGCGCUCAGAAAUGCUGAGGAUGGCUGGUGGAAGUGCCUCGAACGAGGAGUCUGAGUUAUCAGCCGAAUACCGUAUCCACGUUGGCCUGUCCUGUCCAGUUCCCACUAUCACCCCGGGCGAGCAAAUUGUUCGUUGCUACGAUGGCUUCGCUGUUUUUGCGCUCUGUGGAAAGGAUGGGAUCUUGGGCUGGUUCAUCACAGAGAAACUGGACCGAAGGUACCAGUACCCUAAUAGACCUAAUCAUACCCAAAAUGAUGCUAUAAAGUUCUGCGAGAGUCUGGCAGAUGUGCCGGUGUGGGGAGACGUAACUUUUGGGGCAAUAUGGAAGGCUCGUACCUCAAUCUCCCAUGCGCUUGUGGAGGAGAAUGUCUUCAAGACGUGGAAUUAUGGGAGAAUAUGUACAUUCGAGAGUUAUAACGUUGACCCCAGGAAUAUAGACGAGCCCGAACUCCGGCCUAGGGGCAAGUCUAGCCAUGGAAGGCGCCGCUGCACUCGCAAACAAUCUUCGCCGACUGAUAUCGUCCAGCGAAAGCAGGCCCUCAUUGCAACAGAUCCAAACGGCAUUCCGCAAGCAGCACCGUGA